Molecule: messenger RNA, 1012 nt
Organism: Pleuronectes platessa (European plaice)
Lineage: Eukaryota; Metazoa; Chordata; Actinopteri; Pleuronectiformes; Pleuronectidae
Gene: etfbkmt
Product: electron transfer flavoprotein subunit beta lysine methyltransferase
Exons: 3
Coding region: 29-805 (258 amino acids)
Biological process (GO): peptidyl-lysine trimethylation
Cellular component (GO): mitochondrial matrix
Molecular function (GO): protein-lysine N-methyltransferase activity
Source: RefSeq, a predicted model, not a curated record
UGCGUCCGUGCGGAAACAUGCGACGACCAUGCUGGGACUGUUAACGCUAAACUCCAAACGUUCCCGUUAUGUUAAAACAUUAUUGCGCGCGUUGAAUCAGACCGAUGGACUCCGGAGUCUCUCAGACAUCGGCCAGUCCGACCAACACAUCCGGAGUUUCAUCCGAGAGAACACGGAAAUAUGUGGAGGGCAGAGUCUGACGCCGGAGAUCCGACUGAGGCUCUUCACCCCGAACUGCCGGUUCUGGAGGGAGAGACCCGAGCUGUGGCCCUUCGAGGAGCCGUACUGGGCCAUCUACUGGCCCGGGGGUCAGGCAGUCACCCGGUAUCUCUUGGACAACCCUGGACUGUGUCUGGGUAAGAAGGUCCUGGAUGUGGGGAGCGGCUGUGGAGCCUCUUCUAUCGCUGCAAAACUCUGUGGUGCUGCUCAUGUUGUUGCUAAUGACAUUGACCCCGUUGCAGCCGUUGCGUUCCACAUGAACUGCGAGCUGAACGGCUUGGACCCGCCCAUUUGCGCGACAGACAACAUGAUUGGUUCGGAACCAGAGGGCUUUGACCUGAUCCUCCUGGGUGACAUGUUCUACGACGAGGCCCUGGCCACCAGCCUUCACCGCUGGUUGAACCGUUGCAUCAAAACCCACGGCACCCAGGUCCUGAUCGGCGAUCCCGGCAGAGCCCAGUUUGAGGGACACAGCAUCCGGCGGCUCCUGCGUCAACUGGCUCAGUUUGAGCUGCCGGAGUCUGUCAGAGAAGAAAACUACGGACUGACCUGCAGCAGUGUUUGGUGCUACACUCCCGAAGUCUGAGGCCGACAGAGGAUCCCCUGCACCCUCUUACAUGAAUGUAAUUAAUACUUCUGCUAUAAGCAUCUGCAAAGCACUGCGGGCACUUUGUGGGUCUAGUUUUUUAAUAUCCGGAAUACUGUGUUGUAUUCAUAUACACAACGUGACUGAUGAGAAUCUUUAUAUGUGGAUGUUAACGGUAUAAUGAUAGAAAAUAAAUUCAUAAAACUA